Hippoglossus stenolepis (Pacific halibut) is the source of this 844-nucleotide messenger RNA. Its product is annotated as leptin-B. Lineage: Eukaryota; Metazoa; Chordata; Actinopteri; Pleuronectiformes; Pleuronectidae. The record is from RefSeq and is a predicted model, not a curated record. The transcript has 3 exons. The coding region runs from base 30 to 560 and encodes 176 amino acids.
GGGGACUUGAGUCACAGAGGAGUAUUUAAAUGGGGGGAAACCUGCAAACAGCCAUGUGUCAUCUGUCAGGAGCAGCUACAAGGAUGCACAUCCCUCUGACCCUUCUCUGCGCCGCUCUGAUGGCGGCUGCUGGUUCCACAAGUCGCCGCUCGAGGAGAGGCUCCAUCAGAAACACCAUCUACGAUAUCAAGAAUAUGGUUCAAACAACUCAGGUCCACAUCAAGUUAGUGAGGAGACAGCUGUCGGUGUUUCCACUGAUAGAAGUCAGCACUCCCUCUAUCGAUGGACUCUCCAGCAUCAGCCACGAGCUUGGACUCUUGGACAUAGAGCUGCAGAAUCCCUUCACCAGGCUCGCCAGCCAGGUCCAGGCGGACGUCUCCAGCUUGGAGGGACGGGUGCGCGCCCUGGCCCAGAUCUUGGACUGCCCCGUCCAGUCCAGGCCCAGCGGGGAGGCCGCAGACAAUCAGUUCCCGGAAAGUCAACUGUACCUGACGCUGACGAAGGUGCAGCUCUACAUGGAGAUGCUGCUCCUCAAGGAGGACAAGCUCAAGGUCUGCUGAGGAUUCACACUCAACAUGCAGAGUCUGGCCGUCAUGCAGAUAUACAGAGGCCUGUUUGCACAGAUAGCUCAAUGUACUCAAUAUCGCAAUUUGUCUUUGCACAUAAUUCUUUUUAGAAUUUUGUAAAUACUGUUUUCAGAAUAAUUCUCAAUGUGACGCUGUUCCUCUAGUUGCAAAGGAGCGAGUUCUAUGUAUAAAAUAUAUAUAAAUGUAAACAUAUAUAAAAUGUUGAUGUGUUUAUUAGACUUAUUUAUAUAAUUCAAUGUUUAAUUUGAGCAUAUUUU